Molecule: messenger RNA, 891 nt
Organism: Blastocystis hominis
Lineage: Eukaryota; Bigyra; Opalinata; Blastocystidae
Exons: 8
Coding region: 1-891 (296 amino acids)
Cellular component (GO): oligosaccharyltransferase complex
Source: RefSeq, a predicted model, not a curated record
AUGAAGAGUACUUCUCUGAUAUUCCUGACUCUCUUUGCGUUUUGUAUCGCAGCAAAUAAUAGCAACAGCCAAAGCAAGUAUGAAAGGUUGUCCAAGAUGAAAUCUGGAGGUGUAGUAACCAUGAAUGAUGACAAGUAUACUGAAUACAUGCUUAACGGCGAUCGGGAUUUUGACGCUAUUUUGUUGUAUACCACACUUGGUAGCAGAUAUCGCUGUGUUCUGUGCCCUGCGGCAAACAGUGAGUUUGGAUUAGUGGCUUCUGCGUAUGAAUCUCAAGAGGAGAAGGCAAGCAACAACGUUCUGUUCAUCCGAGUACCCAUCGAUUUGGCUCCCGGCGUGUUCCAGUUCCAUGAAUUCACCACAGCUCCUAUCAUCACAUUCCUUGCCGCCACCGACCGUAUCACCAAACGACUCAACGCGAACAACGACUACCAGCUCGACUAUCCUGUCCUUGCAGAAGGCAUUGCAUCCUACGUCCGUUCCAAGAUCCACACGACCAUCGAAAUCAAGCGCUUCCCUUGGCCUCAAGUCAUCAUCGCCUGUCUCUUCGUUUUUGGACUUCCUCUCAUCGCGUUUAUCUACCUUUUCCAAUACGAGCGCGUCUAUGCCUUCUUCGGAAAGAAGCGAAUCUACCUCGUCAUCUCCCUCCUCGUAUAUGGAAUGGCAGUAACGGGAUUCGCUUAUGAUCUGAUUCACGGACCUGCGUUGUUGAAUUGCGGCCCCAAUGGGUGCUCUCUCUUCGCUAAGGGACCGAACCAGCAGACAAUGGCGGAAGGACUUGUGACUGGAGGACUUUUGAUUGCAUGUGCGGUAAUCUUGAUUAUGCUGAUCGAGAGAACGAAGAAUGAGAAGGUGAGGAUGACGGAACGAACACCCUUUACCUUUACAUGA